UCAUCUAUCAAUUGUACAAUCAUUGGUGAUGAUGUGAAAAAUGUGAGAAGUGGUAUUCAGAUUGCACUCGGAUAACAUUCCUCCAAUACUUAAAUGUGAGUGGAUUUAUUUGGUGUAUCUGCCGCCAACCAAUAAACUGUUUUGUUUAAAUAAAGUAAUAGACAUGUUUACUCAGUCAUAUAAAGAAGAAGAAGAAAUAGAAAAAUCAAUUUGCUGGAGACGGCGUCGGACGUGGGUAGGAGACCUUUUGGGAGCACACGAGUAGUGCUUAGCCAUGUCAUUGCUAACAUAAGCAACUGGUUCAGAUAAAAGUAAAACUCGCAAAAUCAAAUCCUAUUUUUCAAAUUUUGCACACGUCUUCUAAAACCACCUUUUUGAUACUUAGAUUGUCGAAGCUUCAAUUUCAAGGUUUGUGUACAAAUUAGCUAACUUCUCCCUCUCUAACGAUUAUGAAUCGGCGCUACGAUAAGCCGCCGCCAUUGUCAGUUUCCUCCAAAGGGAAGAAGAAACAUUUCGUCAACCACACAGCUCCCAACACUCCUGGCCAUUACGAGAAACCUCAAACCAGUCCGACGUUGUCAACGACUCGAUCGCACGAACCGAUCACCAAUUCCGAUGAUAAGCUCAGUUACGAGAUCUUCUCGAUUCUCGAAAGCAGGUUUCUCUUCGGACACGAAGACCCAAGGCUACUAUGGAUACCUCGUAGUCCAUUACGACCCGGUGAUUCUGAGGCAGGUCCUUCUCCUAGAUCCCCGUUGACUCCUAACGGCGUCGUUCUCCCUGGAACACCGUCUUCGUCGUUCAGAAGUCCGAGAGGAAGAAUCUGCGUGUUGAGCAUCGACGGUGGCGGCAUGAGAGGUCUUUUGGCGGGAAAAUCCCUAAUCUAUUUGGAACAAAUGCUCAAAGAGAAAUCCGGCGAUCCAAACGCUCGAAUAGCCGAUUACUUCGACGUCGCCGCCGGAUCAGGAGUCGGCGGAGUAUUCUCGGCGAUGAUGUUCGCGACAAGAGACGGUAACCGCCCCAUUUUCAAAGCGGAGGAUACUUGGAAGUUCCUCGUAGACAACGCCGAAGGUUUCUACAGAUCAGGCGGCGGAAGCGGAGGAGGAGGAGGAGCGGGAGCGGCGAUUAAACGUGUCAUGAGAUCCGGAUCCGGAUCCGGUUCGUCUUCGGUAACCGCCGCAACGGCGAAGCUAGAGAAAGCCAUGAAAGCAUCGUUCGCUGAUCUAACGCUUAAAGACACACUCAAACCAAUCCUCAUCUCUUGCUACGAUCUCUCAAGCACGGCGCCGUUUCUAUUCUCACGCGCCGACGCGCUCGAGAGCGACAGUUUCGACUUCCGUCUCCGAGAUAUCUGCCGUGCCACGUGGGCUGAGCCGGGGACAUUUGACCCGGUUCGCACGUGUUCCGUCGAUGGUAAAACACGGUGCGUCGCGGUUGGUGGUGGUUUAGCGAUGAGUAAUCCGACGGCGGCGGCGAUAACGCACGUGUUUCAUAACAAACAGGAGUUCCCGGCGGUGAAAGGAGUGGAGGAUUUGUUGGUGUUGUCGCUUGGGACUGGUCAGCUUUUUGAAGUGAAUUAUGAUUACGAGCAAGUUAAGAAUUGGCGGGUUAAAGAAUGGGCUCGGCCCAUGGCGAGGAUCUCUGGUGAUGGAUCUGCUGAGUUUGUUGAUCAGGCUGUUGCUAUGGGCUUUGGGCCUUACCGGAGUAGUAAUUACGUUCGCAUUCAGCAGGCGAGCGGAUCCCGACUAGGAGCUUGUGGACCGAACGUGGACACGGAUCCAAGGGCGGAGAAUGUGAAGAAACUGACGGAGAUCGCUGAUGAGAUGUUGAAGCAAAACAAUGUGGAAUCGGUUUUGUUCGGAAGCAAAAGGAUAGGAGAAAUGAGCAAUUCAGAGAAACUAGAGUGGUUCGCGAGUGAGCUUGUCAUUGAGCAGCAGCGACGAAGUGUUAGAGCGUCUCCAACCGUAACGUUAAAGCAAGCUGUGUCCAAAACCAACCGUAAUGCUAUUAACGCAACUCUCACUCUCAUAUCUAAAGAAGGAUGAAAACAUUUUUCGAAGAAAUGUUUCAACAAGUCAUUGUUUUAUUUGUCCUUUUAUUGGUCCUUUUUCAUUGAUUUAUUUUUCCUUCUACGUUGAGAUUUAUUACAUAUACGGGAGAAAUAGAGUGAAAUUCAAAUAUACAAGUCAUAUUUUAGUUUCA
Molecule: messenger RNA, 2202 nt
Organism: Camelina sativa (false flax)
Lineage: Eukaryota; Viridiplantae; Streptophyta; Magnoliopsida; Brassicales; Brassicaceae
Source: RefSeq, a predicted model, not a curated record